This is a messenger RNA of Triplophysa dalaica, 3276 nucleotides long. RefSeq lists its product as uncharacterized. Bases 254 to 2149 code for a protein of 631 amino acids. The record is from RefSeq and is a predicted model, not a curated record. Lineage: Eukaryota; Metazoa; Chordata; Actinopteri; Cypriniformes; Nemacheilidae. The transcript is spliced from 9 exons.
CCUGUAGCAACUUUGGGGUUGAAUUCUAAAUAUAUUUGGGGUUUUCUUGUGUUUGCUGCGAUGCGCAGAUUUAACGGCGUAUGACGCUCUCGACUCAUAUUCUUGCGUUAUGUCUCAAGGCAGUCGAUCAUUAACGCAGUCCCACGUGUAGUCUUCAUCGUCGAGCAGAGCAGCCUAUUUAUUAACGUUAACUGCACUUUUAUCAAAAGGCAUCUUCUGAGGUAGGAUAAAGAAAACCACAUCAGGUAAGAACAUGGAUCAUCGUAGUCUUAGAAAACGAGCAGUGAAGCGAGUGAAUUCUUUACUUGCCUCCUUUGACAAUGAGAUGCAGGCCUCUGGCAGUAAAGAGUUACAAUCUACUGAAAGUGCAGAGAAUGUGACAAUAAAUGUCUUUAAUAAGCAGGAAGAUUCGGUGGAAGAUCAGCAACACAUUUCUGACAGUGAAGAUGAUUCCCAGAAUUAUGACAUAGAAAGUGUCCAUAUACCACUAACCGAGUCUUUGUGUGAUUGGGCAGUUAAUUUCAGGGUGUCCCUAGUAGCUCUGACUGCACUUCUGGCCAUCUUGAGAGUUCAUCAUCCUUCGCUACCAAAGGAUGCUAGAACUCUUCUCCAUACAACUACCUCCUACAGUAUCCAAGCUGUUGCUGGCGGUACUUACCACUACAUCAGUAUUUUGAAAGCUUUUGCAAAAAGCAUGGAACAUGUUUGGUGUCAUAUUCCAAACAGGCAUGAAUUUAAAUUGCAGCUGCAUGUAGAUGGAUUACCUUUGUUUAAGAGCUCCCCUGUGCAGUUCUGGCCAAUCCUUGGCUUGCUACAGGGUGUUGUGAAGAAGCCAGUUCUCAUUGCUCUGUUCUGUGGCAAUUCAAAGCCAAAAUGUCUGGGUGAGUAUCUUAAAGAUCUUGUCAGUGAGUUAAAAGCACUAAGCCAAGGAUUUGUUUUCAAGGGGAAACAGUGCUGUCUAAAAGUCACCUCUGUCAUCUGUGAUGCUCCUGCAAGAGCGUUCAUUAAAGGAACAAAAACUCACACGGGUUACUCAGGCUGUGACAAGUGUGUCCAAUCAGGUGUUUAUGUCAAACACAGGAUGACAUUUCCAGAGGCCAGUAGCCCACUCCGGACCGAUCUGUCUUUUAAAAUGAUGUGUGAUGAGGACCAUCAUGUCACAAAGUCUCCUUUAGUAGAUGCAGAUAUAGGCAUGGUGUCAUGCUUUCCUCAUGACUACAUGCAUCUAGUUUGUCUUGGGGUAGUGCGUAGACUGUUGGAUUUAUGGAUAGCAUCUGGCCCCUUACUCUGUCGCUUGUCCUCUCGUCAGAUGGAGAUUAUCUCUAAUGAACUUGUAUCCUUAAGAAGUUUCAUUCCCAUGGACUUUGCCCGUAAACCCAGAGCACUUUCAGAAAGGCUCAGGUGGAAAGCCACCGAGUUGAGACAGUUCUUGUUGUACACAGGUCCAGUGGUCCUUCAAAAUGUGUUGUCACCUGCAGUAUACAACAAUUUCAUGUUAUUAUCUGUUCCCAUUUUUCUUCUUGCUAGUCCAUCAUUGUCUGCACAUCUUAACGACUUGGCACACACACUACUUGUGUCAUUUGUGACACACUUUGGUGAAUUGUAUGGUCCUGAAUUUGUUACUUACAAUGUUCAUGGGCUGACCCAUCUUUCAGAGGAUGUUCGAAGACAUGGAAAUUUGGACCUGAUAUCCGGAUUUCCAUUUGAGAAUUAUUUAGGCAAGAUGAAAAAGAUGAUAAGAACUCCGCACCAUCCACUAGCCCAAGUUAUUCGUCGAAUCUCUGAAAUGGAUUCUUGUACAGAGAAUGAUGAAGUUUCACAUGGAAAAAUGAAGCUGCAAAAGGAGCAUUACUCUGGCCCAGUUCCUCCCUCUAUAAUGGGCACACCAGUACUUCAGUACCAGCAGCUUGUUAUGGAAGAUAUGUUCACGGUUGUCGAAUUUAUUGAAACGCACGAGGUGGAGCUGGUCCCAGCCAUUUGGGUAGAGAAUGGAGAGUGCUGUUGGCCUAAUUCUCUAAGAGGCAUGGCCCUACACCAGGCCAUCAAAAACCAGAUGGCUCCUCAUCUUGACUGGGACCGAUGGGAUGUCCGAACAAUGUUUUCAACAGAAAACUAUGAGGAGGGCAGGAAGAAGGCCAAAGAGGCGUAGACCUGGUCAGACCUCCAGACAGAUGCAGAAGUAUCUGGGCAAAGACUACCAAGGCGUAAAACGAAGAGUGUACGGAUUGGCCCUCCUGGAGGUCAUGCUCGUUGUUCCUUGGACUCAGAGGAUGAGUAUGCCCCACCAACUAAACAAAUUCAUCCACCGGUCCCCAUCAUAAACUUUCCUACAGUCACCCCAGCCACCACUUUACCAGCAGAAGCACGAGCAACACCACAUGACUCCUUUACAGAGAUGCUGCAGAACUGGGAGCCAAUGAACAAAAUUCCACGGUGUCAGACAUCCCGAGGAACGCCCCAGCAAUCUUCAGAAACAGCCAUGCUCAGGGAGGUAUUAACUAAAUUAGAGAUGGUCUUGGACCAACAAACAACUAUCCUGAGAUUUCUGCAGCUGCGGGAAGUUCAAGUGCAGCCUUUCGAUAUUGAGGAAAGUUCUCUGCCCCUCAAAGACCUUCCUCACCUGCAUAGUCUGGAGGAAAGAAUGCAGCAGAGCCCAGAAUACAAGCAAAAACUGGUGAACUGGUUGGGGCUAAUUGGCGGGACAGAUGUGCGUGACUGCACCUGGCGCAUACUGAAAAGGGUGAUCGCCAACUCACUGGCAAAAAACCUCAAUUGGAGAGGAGUCAAUGGUAAGACAUCGCUUGCCACCCUCCAACUCAGAGACGUAGUGAUUAGUGCAGUUCGGAGAAACCCUCUAACGGCUAAUGCUGCUGAAACUGAGGUGGAGGGGACCAUGAAGAGGUGGCUCCAGUUGGCAGCGGACCGAGAGGGUGGGCGCAAGAGACGUCUUUUGUUGAAGGAAAAAAAUUUGUCUGUGCAUCUGUGUUUGUGACUGUAUGACUGUAUUACAUGUUUUAAUGUAAAAAGUAUGAUUUUGGUGGGUGGGUCAUUUUUUUUUAUUUAGUUUUUCUGAAAAAUUGUAAAUAAAUGUGUUUAUGUGUUUAUGUUGUUAUUUUUAAUUUUAACUGUUCAAUUGUUUAAAUACCUUUUUGACAGGUUGUGUGUGUCUGGUUCGAUGAAACCUGUUUGUAGCUGAAUAGGUUCAUGUUUUCUAAGACAAAAAUAGAUUUUUCUUGUAAAAGUAGUUUGUGUGUGUGUGCCUCUGUGUAGUGUAUU